AUGAAAGAAGCUGCGCCGACCACUACCUUUACCGUCACGGAUACCAAAGCUAGCGAACCAAUAGAGCCAGCCCCGGCACCAAGGGAAACCAUUGUGACAGCACCGAGCGUUGAGACCACACCUACCACUUCACCGACAUUCGAAGCGGGUUCCAAACCCCCAUCUCGCAGAGUAUUGCGACUAAAGUGUCCGGUGUGUUCAGACUAUCCCGAUGGCUUCCGCAGUGAGCAUGAACUGCGACGUCAUACCAACCGUGUGCACAAAAAAGCACGUAAAGUCUGGGUGACCAUCGACACUUCACCCGACAAGUCGUUUCUCGCCAACUGUAAAGCAUGCCAGACCGGGAAGAGGUAUAACGAAUGUUACAAUGCCGCAAGCCACCUCCGACGCAUGCAUUUCCACCCUCAUAAACGCGGGGAGAGGAAGAUGACUGCAGCAGAGGCUCGACGAGGCGGAAAGCCUGGAGACUUGGAUCCUCCCAUGGAGGUGCUCAAAGCCAACUGGUUGCGAGAAGUGGACGAAAUAAUUGGAGAAGAGAAUUCACCUACCGAGGACGAUGCAGCGAGUAUGUCCUUGUCGCCGACUCAGACCAUGCCCACAGGGCAGCUACAGCCACAGCCGCAGCCUCAGAUUACUCCCAACAAGGCUGGAGCAAAGGCACCGCCGACACCAACCACGCCCUCCACUCGGUCGAUGGCGAUAGAUAGCAUAGUUGAGAAGCAGGACGCUGCAUGA
Molecule: messenger RNA, 735 nt
Organism: Alternaria atra
Lineage: Eukaryota; Fungi; Ascomycota; Dothideomycetes; Pleosporales; Pleosporaceae
Exons: 1
Coding region: 1-735 (244 amino acids)
Source: RefSeq, a predicted model, not a curated record